AUGGCUGUGUACGACACUCGUUUCAAGCUGAACACAGGCGCGGAGAUCCCCGCCUUAGGACUCGGAACAUGGCAGUCGAAGAAAGGAGAGGUCGAGAGGGCGGUCAGCCACGCCAUCUCGGUGGGAUACAGACACAUCGAUACUGCCUUCUGCUACCAGAACGAGACGGAGGUCGGCAACGGCCUGAAGGAGGCAUUGGAGUCUGGAAAAGUCAAGCGCGAGGAUCUGUUUGUGACCACCAAGCUGUGGUGCACAUAUCACAGCCGAGUUGAGGAGGCCCUGGACAUGAGCUUGAAAAACCUCGGCCUGGACUAUGUGGAUUUGUACCUGAUGCACUGGCCCUUGGCCAUGAACCCCGAGGGCAACCACCACCUCUUCCCCAAGCACCCCGACGGCUCACGCGACCUUGUCCGCUCCCACUCCCACAUCACCACCUGGAAGAGCAUGGAGAAGCUCCUGGCCACUGGCAAAGUCAAGGCAAUCGGCGUCUCCAACUACAGCAAGAGAUAUCUCGAGGAGCUUCUCCCCGCGGUCGACGUCGUCCCUGCCGUCAACCAGAUCGAGAAUCACCCCUCCCUCCCCCAGCAGGAGAUCGUCGACUUCUGCAACGAGAAGGGCAUCCACAUCACCGCCUACAGCCCUCUGGGCAGCACCGGCAGUCCCCUAUUCACAGCAGCGCCCAUCGUAGAGGUCGCCAACAAGAGGGGCGUCAGCCCCGCGAGCGUCCUGCUCAGCUGGCACAUUGCCCGUGGCUCGUCCGUGCUCGCCAAAUCCGUCACGCCUGCUCGUAUCGACGAGAACCGCACCAGUCUGAUCCGGCUGGAUGACGAGGAUAUGGCUAUUAUUUCCAAGUAUACGGACGAACUGGCCGAGAAGAAGGCCUUCCAGCGCUUUGUCUAUCCUCCAUUCGGCGUCGACUUUGGCUUCCCCGAUAAGUCGUAA
This is a messenger RNA of Aspergillus clavatus NRRL 1, 942 nucleotides long. RefSeq names its product putative glycerol dehydrogenase. The transcript has 4 exons. The record is from RefSeq and is a predicted model, not a curated record. Gene Ontology annotation, cellular component: cytosol. The coding region runs from base 1 to 942 and encodes 313 amino acids. Lineage: Eukaryota; Fungi; Ascomycota; Eurotiomycetes; Eurotiales; Aspergillaceae. Gene Ontology annotation, molecular function: aldose reductase (NADPH) activity.